This is a messenger RNA of Spodoptera frugiperda (fall armyworm), 1554 nucleotides long. RefSeq names its product proton-coupled amino acid transporter-like protein CG1139. Gene Ontology annotation, cellular component: vacuolar membrane. The transcript is spliced from 10 exons. The coding region runs from base 126 to 1532 and encodes 468 amino acids. Gene Ontology annotation, biological process: amino acid transmembrane transport. Gene Ontology annotation, molecular function: amino acid transmembrane transporter activity. NCBI's taxonomy places the organism in Eukaryota, Metazoa, Arthropoda, Insecta, Lepidoptera, Noctuidae. The record is from RefSeq and is a predicted model, not a curated record.
AUUUGACGUCCUUGAAAGUUCAACGUCUUUGAUGAAAGCCUUGAAUAUGAAUGAAUUUGUUGUAGUAUUAUUAAAGAAUAAUCUUUUAUAAGUGUAUCUAUAUAAUUUUAUAUAAAAACCUAACAAUGGCGGCAUUUGAGCGAGUCAGUGGAUUUUACGUGAAGCCACAUAAUUUUCUCGAUAGACUCGACAUUAGAAAAAUCCGCCUACCUCCGAUAGCUCCUAAUGAUGAUAACUAUGAUCCUCUUGACCACAGGAAUCCUCAAGCUCCCAUAAAACCAUGGAUGGCAUACUUCAACAUGCUGAGGUCUCUGUUUGGCCCCGGUGUACUGAUUAUGCCUUUAGCCAUAAGUCAGGCUGGCCUCAUCUUCGGGCCUAUUCUAGGCCUCUUUUAUGGACUACUGCUAGUACAUACACACAUCAUGUUGUUAAAGAGUCUAACUGAGAUAGCGAGACAGCUGAAAAUACCAUACAUAUCGUAUAGAUACGGUUUUCGCUUGGCAGUGCUUCAUGGUCCGCCCAUAUUCAAGGGCCUUGGAAAACGUGGUCCACAAAUCAUAGCAGUAUUUAUGUUUAUGAGUCAGCUUGGAAUUUGCACAAUUUUCGUAAUUCUAACCUCGGACAGUCUGAAAGAUCUCAUGGACUGGGAGAGCAACAAUACAGCACUGUUAGUGUUGCUGCCUCCUUUCCUAAUGUUAGAGUUUUGCAUGAAAAGCUUGUCCACUGUCAGUUACAUCGCAUUGGCAGGUACUAUGUUGAAUUUAAUAGGAUUAACACUAGUGAUAUAUCAGACAUUAAGUGAUCCCGCGAAGAUAUACAAAUACGCAGCCCAUGAUUUGAUGCCCAUAAUGUACGCGUGUGGCGCGUACCUAUGUAACUUAAGUGCAGUCGGAGUGAUCCUACAACUGGACAAAAAUUUGAAGAAUCCUAGAAUAAUGACGAGCAAGUUUGGCGUGAUCCCUGUUGGUAUGUUGGUGCCCACCGUGGUCUGCAUGGUUGUUGGGGGCCUGGGCUACUGGUCCUUCGGCACCAUGGAGGAGAACGUCCUCCGAGUACUCCCGCUUGACGAAGUAACAGCAUUGAUCAUUCUCUCCGUUUACGUGAUAUCUGUGACGUUCGCAUACCCCAUACAAUGUUACCCAGCCAUCGCCGUGGUAAUAGAAGUAAUCAAGUACCAUGAUCCGUUGGCUGUUCCUGAAGCUAAAAUGCUGCAUAGAAUAGAGACCUUUGGACGACCGCUGUUCGUACUGUUAACCUUUACGAUCUGCUAUUUCGUGCCAUUCCAAGCUCCAUUCGUUGCGUUCACGGGUAACCUCUGCACCUCAAUGAUGUCUGUGGUCUUCCCAGCUCUGAUGGACACCUGCCUGAAGUACCCUAGCCACUACGGUUACAUGAACUUCCAUUUAAUCAAGAACCUUCUUCUCAUUGCCUUAGGCCUCUUCAACUGGAUCGUAGGCGCAUUCAUGUGUGGUUAUAUUAUUCACGUAAGGAUUCUCGCGAGAAAUUCGCCAAACAAUCCUGGUUUUUAUUAAUUUUGCUUUAGUCUAUUUUAUA